Molecule: messenger RNA, 1530 nt
Organism: Pseudocercospora fijiensis CIRAD86
Lineage: Eukaryota; Fungi; Ascomycota; Dothideomycetes; Mycosphaerellales; Mycosphaerellaceae
Exons: 2
Coding region: 1-1530 (509 amino acids)
Biological process (GO): intracellular polyamine homeostasis; transmembrane transport
Molecular function (GO): polyamine transmembrane transporter activity
Source: RefSeq, a predicted model, not a curated record
AUGCACGCUAGAGCACGGCAAUCGGCACCCAUCCCCCCCGACGAAAUCGCCAUCGCAAUCCCCAUCCCCCGCCCCUCCCGCCGAGGCCUCCUCUCCAAAUUCUGCUGCAUGGACGAAGUCACCAACCCCUACGCCCUCCCACGAAAAAAGAAAUGGACCAUCACCGCAAUCGUAGCCUUAGCCGGCGCCGCCGCACCCAUGGGGUCCUCCAUCGUGCUCCCGGCCUUACAACAGAUCACCCACGACUUCUCGUCGACGGCCACGACCGCGAACCUGAGUGUCGCGAUGUACAUGUUGAGCAUGUCGAUUUUCCCGCUGUGGUGGAGUUCGUUUUCGGAAACGUGGGGACGGAGAUCCAUCUACGUGGUGAGUUUUUUUCUGUUUUUGGUUUUCAACGUUUUGGCCGCGGUGAGUGGGAGUAUGGGCGUGUUUGUGGUGAUGAGGUUGUUAUCCGGGGGUGCGGCGGCGAGCGUGCAGGCUGUGGGGGCGGGGACGAUUGCGGAUGUUUGGGCGGUGAAGGAGAGGGGGGCGGCGAUGGGCAUGUUUUAUCUUGGACCGUUGUGUGGGCCGUUGUUGUCGCCGAUCAUUGGGGGUGCGUUUGCGCAGACGUUGGGGUGGAGGUCGGCGCAGUGGUUUUUGGCGAUUUUUGGGGCGUUUUUGGAGGUUUUGAUUGUUUUUGCUUUGCCGGAGACGCUGAGGCAGCGGAAGGAUUUGGUGGUGGUGGACGAGGCUGGGGUGGAAGUGGAACAACCGGAAUUGGUACGAACGACGACGAAGCAAUCGGUGCAUGUCAAGACGAGGAAGUAUUGGCUCAUGGCUCGUCGGGCUUUCAUCGAUCCCUUGCGGGUUGUGUUGUAUCUUCAGUUUCCCGCUGUUGCGGUUCUGGUGGCCUAUGCCAGUGUCACAUUCGCCGAACUCUACGUACUCAAUGUUUCCGUGCAGCAGAACUUCUCUGGAGCUCCGUACAACUAUGGACCGGUCAUUGUGGGUUGUCUAUAUCUGCCAAACAGCGCCGGGUACUUCCUGUCCAGCAUAUUUGGUGGUCGAUGGGUCGAUCGCAUUAUGCAUCGCGAAGCACGCAACGCUGGUCGCUACGAUGCCAACGGUCGACUGGUCUUUCUCCCGGAAGACCGCAUGAAGGAGAAUGCGUGGCUUGGCGCAAUGCUUUACCCCUUUUCUUUGCUUGCGUACGGCUGGUUCGCGCAGUACAAGAUCAAUGUCGCCGGGGCUCUCGUUGCAAACUUCUUUUUUGGCAUCGGCAGUAUGCUCAUCUUUGCGCUGGUCACAACCAUGUUGACAGAGUUCAUGCCUCGAAAAGCAUCCAGCGGCAUUGCGCUCAACAAUUUCGUCAGGAACAUAUUCAGUUGCGUGGGCUCCAUCGUCACUGAGCCGUUGAUCGUUGCGAUUGGGAACGGUCCCCUUUUCUCCGGCUUGUGCGUCAUUGCGCUGGCGGCAGGUAUAGCGUGUAUGUGGUCGUUGAAGACGUUUGGUCCUCGCUGGAGGAUAGUGUGGACCCUCUCGAAAGUAUAA